GCAGCAGGAGUGCCGGACGGAAGGCACCAGAGACCGGAAACAAAGGAGCGGCGCUCUGGGCCGCUGGCGCUGCGUGUCGAUGGUGCUGGAGGACCUGAGCGCUAGCUGCGGGCUGGGGCGGCGGCAGGAUGCGGGCCCUCGGAUGGUGUACUGUAAAGAAGUCUCCUUUUCUGGCAAGAGCACUGACAUCCAUGACUAAUGGCUUCCAAUCUCUUGCAGACAUGUCUGAAGGACACUUACCCAUUCAUGUGAAUAAUGUGCGAAGCAGAUUGAGGGCUAUAGUGGGAGCUUCUACCAACUGGAGUGACCAUGUGCAAGCAAUGCAUGAAAGAAAAGACCUACAUAUUCUAUUGGCCGGAAAGCAGGAAGACUUGCCACCUAGGAAAAUGAAAGAUAGCUACAUAGAGGUAGCUUUACCUCUUGGAAGUCAACCUGAAUUAAGAGAAAAAUAUCUAAAUGUACACAACAGUGUGAGGUUUGGAAGAAUUCUUGAAGAUCUUGACAGUUUAGGAGUUCUCAUUUGUUACAUUCACACCAAGCAUGAAGCUUCUCAGAGAUCUCCUUUGUCAAUAGUUACAGCCCUGGUAGAUAAAAUAGAUUUGUGCAAGAAGGUCAUAUACCCAGAUUGUGAUAUCAAAUUCACUGGAAAUGUUUCUUGGGUUGGGAAGACCUCAAUGGAAGUGAAGAUGCACAUGCUUCAGGCUGGGUUACAUGAUGGUGCUUACAGCCCUGUGUUAGAUGCAACCUUUGUCAUGGUAGCCCGUGAUCCAGAAAACAAGAGGCCAGCAUUUGUUAAUCCCUUAAUUCCUGAGGGCACAGAGGAGGAAGAAAUCUUCAAGAAAGGAGAAUUGAACAAAACAAGAAGAGUUGAUUUCAACACUGCAUCCUUACUGAAAAUGGCUCCUACUGCGGAAGAAAGAACCAUUGUUCAUAACAUAUUCCUUAAUAAGACUGUAAGUUUUCGGAGUCGUGUGUUACCACCCAAUUCAGUAUGGAUGGAAGAUGCAAAACUUAAGGGCUUGGAGAUCUGCCAUCCACAGGAACGGAACAUUUUCAAUAGAAUCUUUGGGGGAUUUCUCAUGAGGAAAGCAUUUGAGCUGGGAUGGGCUACAGCCUGCAGUUAUGGAGGUUCCAGACCUUUUGUAGUAGCAGUAGACGAUAUCAUGUUUCGAAGACCAGUUGAGAUUGGGUCCCUAUUACUGCUUUCUGCACAGGUCUGUUAUACAGAAAAAAACUAUAUCCAGAUUAGAGUACACAGUGAGGUUUAUGAUUCAGAUACUAGAGAGCACAAGACAACCAACAUCUUUCAUUUCACAUUUGCAUCAGAAAGAGAGGUGCCAGAGAUUGUCCCGAAAACAUAUGGUGAAUCCAUGUUGUAUUUAGAUGGGAAGCGGCACUUCAGUGCCACCAUGAAAGAAACCAGAGAAAUGGAGAAAACUACUGCAGCACCUUAGAAAAAUAUUUGCUUUGUAGCAACGUCUGCCAAAGAUUGCUAGCUUCCUAUGCACAGUGUAUCAGUGAUGGCAUUCCUAAAAUUUAAUGUACUGUGGUAAUCAGUGUAGGCAUAUUGAAAAGUGGUCUGGCUUUGUACAAAAAGGCAAUCAUUUAGCACUAUUUAUACAGCUAGCUGUAGGCUUCCUAUUCCCUUUAGCACUUCCAUGAUUAAGAUGUAUAGCUUUUUAAAAUUCUGGUAUGGUAGGCUGUUCAUGGUAAUAUAGAGGGAAAACUUUACAGGAAUACUACCAUUGAGAAAUCUCAGUUUUGUUACCUUUUCCAUCUCUUCUCUCCUACUACACCUAUGCUUGUUCUUUGCACUAUGGUCCCAGAUACAGGAAAGCUAUCAUCUCUAAAAGGAGGACUGCAUAUGUUGAAACCCGGUGUGAUUAUUUUGUGCAAAUCUGGACCAGGUUCCUGUCUGAGUUAGUCAGACUCCUGUUGUUUCGCAGGAACAGGUAUAUCUGGACAAUGGAAGGCCAGUGUGAGGUGAACACAGUCCUAGCAAUCAUGUAUGUAUUUAUCUGUUGAUGGGAUUUCACAAGGUUACUGUGGCCCUUGUUUUGAAGAGUUGAUGCUGCGUGUUUCCUAUUUCUUUUGUGGAUAUGCUGAUUUUUACAAAGAAUGAAAUGGCCAAAUGUGAAGUUUACAGAUAUCUGAGAGAGAUCCCACCAGUUCUGCAUAUUCUUUUAUAUAAGUGGUUCAGUGGACGAAAGGUGACAUAGGACAAGUUCCUGAGAGAAUUAUUCCUGAAAGCUUUUAGCCCAAAUAUAGUACAAAUGCUGUUGGCAGUGUGUUGUACAUUUGUUGGAAGGGGAGGGAGGCUUUUUAGAACAAAACAUUGUUCCAUCUUUAUGUGAAAGCUGCUAGAACAGCAGUGGAUUGAACUGUUCCAUUUCAGAAGUCAGGGCCCAUUGACCCUGGUGAACAGUUUGCAGGACAGAUCGCGGGGUGGAAAGAUCGCUGUGUUCUCAGAUCCAGAAAGAUUCCAAGAUAAGAGUAUUGCUAGAAAAAAGAAUCCUGAACUGGACCAUAGGCUAGUUCUUGGUGGAACGAAGAUGGCCUGUAAUGAAGUACUACACAUCUUCCCCAUCAGAGCACCAAAGGGUUAUUUGGAACAUAUGAAGUAAAAAGAAAUGUUCUGUUGCAGAUGGACUCUGACAUCAGCUGACAUCUCAGAGAAAUAAUGAAAACUCUAGAAGAUGAGUUACAAAAGGAAGUCCUAGAUCUGGGUGACAAUGAGAUAACUGUGCAGGAAGAUGGAACAGUCUCCAUGUAAGCCAGGGGUGUCCAAACUUUUUUCAAAGAGGGCCAGAUUUGAAGACGUGAACAUGCGUGAGGGCCGGGUCGGAGGCGGGCGGAGAGCGCAGGGCACGACAGCCUCACGGUGGCCCAGGGGCAGGGUGAACCCGCAGCCGAGCGGGGGAGCGGGGCUGCGGACGUGCCCUACAGGGCAGGCUCUAGGACCGCGGAGGCCAUGGGCGGCGGUGGCGCAGCCGGAAGCGGCGUGCUGGGCGCGCCAGUUCAAAAGAGCGCCGGGGAGCCAGGAGAGGGGGAGGAAGCGGGGGCCAUAUUAAAUCGGAACACGGGCCGCAGUUGGCCCGCGGGCCGGACUUUGGACAUGCCUGAUGUAAGCACUUUAGAAAAGCCUCCUAUGUGGCAGCAAAAGAAGAAAAGAAAAAAUUCUUGUGGAAACAUACAGCGUAGAAACUGGCACUUGACAACAGAGAGAGGAAGAUCAGAAGGAACAGAUGUGAAACAUGGAUAUCCCAUUCAGCAAUUACUGAAAGGGAGCCACCACAGAGUAAUAGGGAUAAUAGAAGUAAUAUAUGUAGGCUUUUGAAUACUGUGCAAUAUUGAUUUAAAAAUUACCAUUAUGCAAUACCAAUAAAGCACAUAUUAAAUGGGUUAAGAACUAGCUAACUGAUGGAUCUCAAAAAGAAGUAGUCAGUGGUGAAUCAUCAUCAGAUGUGGGGUUUUCUGAUGGGAUUUUGCAGGGCACAGUCCUAGUCCUGAUACUCUUCAAUAUUAUCAUUGAUGAGGGAAUAAAUAUAAAGUCACUGCUAAUAAAGCAUGUGGGUAACAAAUGAGGACAGGGCAUUCAUACAAAACUAUCUGUGUCACGUUCUAAACUGGACCCAUUCCAACAAAUGUGUUUUAACACAGUCAAAUGCAAGGCCAUUUAGGAACAAGGAAUGUAGGCCAUACCUACAGAAUGGGGGCCUGUAUCCUGGAAAGUAUUUAGGACUCCUAGUGAAGCUAUGGGUAUAUAAACAGUGAAGUAGAGAAUAGAGGUGGGAGGUGAUUUUACCUCUGCAUACAGUAGCAGUGAGACUAAUGGAAUACUAUGGCCAGUUUUGAAAAAUUGGAAAAGGUGCAGAAAAGUUACGAAAAAGAUUUUGCAAACUGAAAAGCAUAUUUUACACAGAGACUCAAAUAGCUCAGUUUUGUUUAGCUUAAUCAAAAAGAUUGGGAUGACUUGAUUAUAGUGUAUAAGGGAGAAAAUACUGGCUAAUAACUUUUUAAUCUAGUAGACAAAUACACAAGAACCACUGGCUGGAAGACGCAUUCAAAUUAGAAAAAAGGCACCAAUUUUUAACAGUGAGCGCUAUUUAGCCAUGGGACCAAACUACCAUGGGAGGUGGUAGAUUCUCCAUCUUUUGAUGUCUUCAACUCCAUAGUUGGAUGCCUUUCUGAAAGAUGUUUUAGCCAAACAAGUUAUGGUGUACAAGAUAGGGUUAACUGAAAUUCUUUGGCCUGUGUUGUUCAGGAGGUCAGAUUAGAUGAUCUGUUGGUCUUAAAAAUCAAUGAGUCUAAGGUCUUAUUCACAAAGUGAUUUUAGUGUGCAGCAAGCUGGAGUGUAAAUCUAUAUUGCAAGUAAUGUUGUCUCUGACUCAGCAGUCAAGAAGGGAAUAAGUUGAUAGAAUUAAGUGCUAUAGUAGUAUCUUAUUUCCUGAUAUUAGCAUUUGAGGAAUUCAGAAUCCUGGCCAGGACUGUCUCCCUCCCUGUAGUAAAGCCAGGCCAUUGUUUUUGAAGGGAAUUUAAUUAUUUCCACUAAUAUAAAAAGGAAAAAAAACGCCUGUACAUGCAUUGCUGUGGCAUACUGCAAGGUAUAGUCUGUCUACUGCUGAACACUUGUGUUCCCUCAGUUCUUCAACCUGGGGUGCCUUUCACACUGCUUUGGUCUGUUCUUAGUCUCAAGCAUACAGAAUUACUCACAGCUGAAUGAGUGCUGUAGCCAGUCACUCUGAAUUAUAUUGCAGUGACACUAGCAAAUUCUCAGUUCUAGACUUUCCCCAGUAUUAUGCAUCUUGCACUGCCUAGCUUUUCCUUCUGUGCAGUACAAACUCAUAGAAAGUCUGUCAUUUUAAUAAAAAAAAAUAUGCACAAUCCCUAGUAUCUCAAAAGAUGUUCCCAAACGCACUGGUUUAUAUAAAAGAAGUUUAACAACUACCGAAAGUGGUUAUGAGUACUGAGGCAUAAAAGAAUUGGUUAAAAAGAAAAAAGUGAUUUGUCUAUUUGAUUUUUGUGGACAGCUGCCUUAGGCAUUCAUUUGCCUUUCUCUCUGAGGAACUGGUUUGGGCUGCUUCCUCAGAAUUGGAAUACAUCUUAGUAGCAUACAAUAUUUCUCAGUAGAAUUUUAUACCUGUACAUAUGAUAUUGCCACACAUUUUUUACCAGGACAGUAAUGAUCAGUGAAUUAUGAGUUUUAAAAUACUUCACAAGGCAUACUUUGUGUAAAAUUUAUCUUAGUUUUGUAAAAGUGGUGACCCUAAUAGUACAGUGUGUCACAGUUACCUCUUGGUCAUUCCUGUCCAAGCUGUUCUUGUUUAUGUAAAGAGAGGGUGAGACAACAUUUCUGGAAAAGUUAAGUCAGACUGAUACUAUCUAGAUUGAGUUACCAUUUGCAUAUAUACAACCUCUUAACUUUUCAGCCAACUUUCUGUUGAAACUUUGACAAUGUGGUGAUAUUCAAUACUUUUUAUCCGUUUGAUACUGUACGUACCUUCUGGUUGUAUUCCAGAUAAGAGGGCAAUAAAAUGUACAGACCCUUUCAAAGCUAAAUGUGUUUGAUCUAUCCAAAAGUCUGUCAAAUUCUCUGUUUUUCCUCCCUCAUAAGUAGGAACAUGGGUGGAUGUCCAAAAAUAAAUAAUGUGGCUGAGAAUUCAGAACUA
Messenger RNA from Pelodiscus sinensis (Chinese soft-shelled turtle), 5669 nucleotides. Lineage: Eukaryota; Metazoa; Chordata; Testudines; Trionychidae. The record is from RefSeq and is a predicted model, not a curated record.